AUGCAAGACAACAUCGUACCAGUAUCAAUAGUAAAAGAGUUAGAAGAUUCUUACCUCUCUUAUGCAAUGAGUGUAAUUAUAAGUCGUGCUAUACCGGAUGUGCGUGACGGUUUCAAACCAGUUCAUAGACGCAUACUGUAUGCAAUGUCCAGAGCUGGAUAUGAUGCUGGUAAGCCAUAUAAAAAAGCAGCUAGAGUUGUCGGUGAUGUGAUGGGUAGAUACCACCCACACGGUGAUGCCGCAAUUUAUGAUUCCCUAGUGAGAAUGGCACAGGACUUUUCUCUCCUUUUACCACUGAUUGAUGGGCAAGGUAACUUUGGAUCGAUAGACGGGGAUCCUCCUGCUUCAAUGCGGUAUACAGAAGCAAGGCUACAUAAGGUAUCACAUUUUUUACUGAAUGACAUCGAUGAGGAUACUGUUGAUUUUAGGCCAAACUACGAUGGUAACGAAUCUGAGCCGGUUGUAUUACCCGCAGAAUUUCCAAACUUAUUGGUCAACGGCGCAAGUGGUGUUGCAGUUGGAAUGGCAACUAACAUCCCUUCUCAUAAUCUUGGUGAAAUAAUUGAUGCUUGUAUUUUGUACAUAGAUAACCCUGAGGUUACUUUAGAUGAAUUACUGGAGGUAAUACCUGGUCCAGACUUUCCAACAGGUGGAGUAAUCCUUGGUAGGACAGGUAUAAAAUCAGCAUUUGCAACAGGUCGAGGCUCGAUCGUUGUACAGGGUAAAACUCACAUAGAGGAUUUACCUCAAGAUAGGCAGGCAAUAGUCAUCGACGAAAUACCUUAUCAAGUCAAUAAAGUUAAGUUGAUAGAAAAGAUAGGUGAGCUUGUUAAAGAAAAAAGGAUUGAUGGCAUAGUGGAGAUCAGGGAUGAGUCCGAUAAAUCUGGUAUCAGGGUAGUAAUUGAACUCAGGAAAAACGCUGCAGCGGAUUUCAUAUUAAAUCAAAUACUAGGGUUAACUCCUCUGAGAAGUAGUUUUAGUGUUAACACACUAGUGUUAAAUAACAAUAGGCCAGCUUUGAUGUCAUUAAAAGAGAUCAUAACUGCCUUUAUCGACUUCAGAAAAGAAGUACUGGUUAGAAGAACAGAGUUUCGAUUGAGAAGAACAAGAGAAAAGGCGCAUAUACAUAUAGGACUCUAUAUUGCAGUCUUAAGUAUAGACGAGGUGAUAAAAAUUAUUCGUGGUGCAAAAGAUCCUGCAGAAGCUUGUAGAGAACUUCUCAAUAAAGAGUGGAAAACUUCAUCUGAGAUACAGACAAUUAUUGAAUUAAUUUCAGAUAGCACAAGCUUUUUAGAAGACGGAGUAUAUAGGUUCACUGAGCUGCAGGCAAAAGCUAUCCUUGAUAUGAAGUUACAACGCUUAACAGGGCUUGAAAAAGAUAAAUUAGAAGCUGAGCUACACUCUAUGGUAAACUUAAUAAAAGAAUAUAUUGAUUUCCUCGGCUCAGAAGAAAAAUUGAUGAAAGAAAUUAAAGUCAAUUUACAGGAAAUCAAGAACAGAUUUGCAGUUUCGCGAAAAACUGCGAUUGAAGAGUCAGAUGUAGAUAUCGAAGCUGAAGAUCUAAUUCCACAGGAGGACAUGGUCGUCACUGUAACCAUGAAUGGUUAUAUCAAGCGUGUAAAACUUUCUCACUACAGAACUCAACGUCGUGGUGGCAAAGGAAAGUUGGGACAAGGGUUAAAAGAAGAGGAUGUAAUAACUAAAUUAUUUGUCGGCAAUACUCACACUAGCGUCUUAUUCUUCUCUAAUAUUGGUCGAGUAUAUAAACUAAAAGUUUAUAAAUUACCUCUCUCAGAACCAAGUGCACGCGGAAGAGCGUUGGUUAACAUAUUCCCACUGAUUGAUGGAGAAACUAUCACUAAUAUCAUGCCCCUACCAAAUGAGAUUGAUGAGAGUUUCAACAUAGUUUUCGCCACUGCUUAUGGCAAUAUAAGACGUAACUCUCUAGCAGAUUUCGAUUAUAUUCCAAGCAAUGGCAAAAUAGCAAUUAAAUUAGAUGAAGGUGAUAAGUUGAUAGCAGUUAAAGUAUGCACUGAAAGUAACCAUAUAUUGCUUUCAACAAGGUCAGGAAAAAGUAUUAGAUUCAUUGCAAGCGAUGUGCGCCAAUUUAAGAGUAGGAACUCAGAUGGUGUAAGGGGUAUCAAGCUUGCAAAAGCCGAUAGUGUAAUGUCAAUGACGAUAUUAAAUGGUGUGGAAAUUACCACAGAAGAAAAAGAGCUUUACCUAAAGGUUUCACUUAGCAAGAGAUUAGAAGCUGCACACAGUGAAGUUAUAGAUCACAAGCUAGAAAAGAUAUUAAGUGGUAUAGAAAUAGACAACGAAGCGUUCUUAAAAUUCGCUAAAAAUGAAGAAUUUAUAUUGACCAUCACAGAAAAUGGCUUCGGUAAAAGAACUUCCGCAUAUGAAUACAGAACUACCGGUAGAGGCGGUAUUGGCAUUACAAAUAUACUCACGACUAGCAGAAAUGGCAAUGUUGUUGCCAGCUUUCCAGUUAAACAGGAUGAUAAUAUUAUGCUUAUAACGGAUAAAGGCAAAUUAAUUCGAAUUUCAGUUAAUGACAUAAGAAUCGCAGGACGCAGCACUCAAGGAGUAACUCUAUUUAAAACAGAAAAAGAUGAAAAGGUAGUAUCAGUUGCAAAAGUUGAAGAUGCCGAUUCUUCUGAAGAGAGCUCUCUUGAAGAGAAGCUCCCCUCUUAA
Molecule: messenger RNA, 2697 nt
Organism: Rhagoletis zephyria (snowberry fruit fly)
Lineage: Eukaryota; Metazoa; Arthropoda; Insecta; Diptera; Tephritidae
Product: DNA gyrase subunit A-like
Biological process (GO): DNA topological change
Cellular component (GO): chromosome; cytoplasm; DNA topoisomerase type II (double strand cut, ATP-hydrolyzing) complex
Molecular function (GO): ATP binding; DNA topoisomerase type II (double strand cut, ATP-hydrolyzing) activity; DNA binding
Source: RefSeq, a predicted model, not a curated record